This is a messenger RNA of Cutaneotrichosporon oleaginosum, 916 nucleotides long. RefSeq lists its product as uncharacterized. NCBI's taxonomy places the organism in Eukaryota, Fungi, Basidiomycota, Tremellomycetes, Trichosporonales, Trichosporonaceae. Gene Ontology annotation, molecular function: oxidoreductase activity; NADP binding; NAD binding. The record is from RefSeq and is a predicted model, not a curated record.
CUCAGGCUCAGGGCAAGGUGGCUGAGGAUGUGCUUGACUGCGCCGAUGAAAGCGACGUUUUCCUGCUUAUCGUCGUCAAUGCCGCGCAAGUCGAAGACAUCCUCUUCGCGCAAGGCGCCUUGACGGGUAAGUGGCGCAGCAGAGACCAAGUCUCCCGGAUCGCGGCACUUCGACGUCACUCGGGCCACACUGACACAAGUCCUCGCACAGGACGCCACUAUCCUCGUCAUGGCAACCGUGCCGUCGUCCGAGGUGCGCCGGCUGUCUGAGCGCAUUGCCAGCAUACGCCCAGACGUCUCACUUGUCGAUUGCCCUGUGUCUGGGGCGACGCCGCGCGCAGCCACAGGCGACCUAAUGGUCUUCUGUGGAGGGCUCGACGAAUCACGGUCCAAGCGCAAGGCGUACCGCGUCCUCCGCCUCCUUUCCUCGUCGCAGGGCAACGAGCACUAUCUCGUGCGCGUGCCCGGCGGCGUGGGGAGAGGAUCGGCCGUCAAGCUCUCCAACCAGCACUUGGCUGGGACGCACAUCUCGUGCGUCGCCGAGAUCCAAGCGCUCGUGGCCAAGCUGGGCAUGCCGGGACGCGCAGCGCACCGCCUGCUCAUGAGCGGCCCUGGGUGGUGUUGGGUGCUCGGACACCGCGGAGUAAGCAUGCUCAACGGACUCAUUCGCCCUCCGACGUCUGCCGUGUCCAUCUUCGUGAAGGACAUGGGUAUCGUCGUAGCUGAGGCUGGUGUGCUCAUAGUGCGCUGCCCAUUGGCGGCGCUGGUGCAGCAGCAGUACGUGUUCGCGAAGAGUCUGGGGUGGGGAAAUGAUGACGACUCGGGACUUGUGAGGGUGUGGAAGUUUGCAGAGAUAGAUGUUGCGACGCGGGAGUAGGGAGUGGACAUGGACUUUGAUCUUGCAUGCAGCCGCGUCC